This is a messenger RNA of Melanotaenia boesemani (Boeseman's rainbowfish), 1940 nucleotides long. RefSeq names its product phosphogluconate dehydrogenase (gene pgd). Bases 134 to 1585 code for a protein of 483 amino acids. The record is from RefSeq and is a predicted model, not a curated record. The transcript has 13 exons. NCBI's taxonomy places the organism in Eukaryota, Metazoa, Chordata, Actinopteri, Atheriniformes, Melanotaeniidae. Gene Ontology annotation, biological process: pentose-phosphate shunt, oxidative branch; pentose-phosphate shunt. Gene Ontology annotation, cellular component: cytosol. Gene Ontology annotation, molecular function: phosphogluconate dehydrogenase (decarboxylating) activity; NADP binding.
CUUCUCAGUCAAUGAGUCGUAGAACGAGGAAGUAAAAAACGAGCUAGAGGAAAGCAGAAAGGAAAGACUGGCGUUAAGCUCUACUUUCAUUUGAACAUUUAUUAUCUUACUGUUGCUUUACCCUCAAAGGAAGAUGGCAGAAGCAGACAUUGCACUAAUUGGUUUGGCUGUUAUGGGCCAGAACCUCAUCAUGAACAUGAACGACCAUGGCUUUGUGGUCUGUGCCUACAACCGAACUGUGUCCAAGGUGCAUGACUUCCUGCAAAAUGAGGCUAAAGGAUCCAAGGUGAUCGGAGCCGAGUCCCUGGAAGACAUGGUGUCCAAGCUAAAGAAGCCCAGGAGGAUCAUACUGCUGGUCAAGGCUGGACAGGCUGUGGAUGAUUUCAUUGACAAACUGGUUCCUCUUCUAGAUGCCGGGGAUAUCAUUAUUGAUGGUGGCAACUCUGAAUACAGAGACACCACACGGCGGUGUAAGAGUCUGAAAGAGAAAGGCUUGCUGUUUGUUGGCAGCGGAGUGAGCGGGGGAGAGGAGGGUGCACGUUACGGACCCUCACUCAUGCCAGGAGGACAUAAAGAGGCCUGGGUGCAUAUAAAAGACAUUUUCCAGAGCAUUUCUGCCAAAGUGGGAACAGGAGAGCCUUGUUGUGAUUGGGUUGGAGAUGAGGGUGCUGGUCAUUUUGUAAAAAUGGUCCACAAUGGCAUUGAAUAUGGAGACAUGCAGCUGAUCUGUGAGGCCUAUCACCUAAUGAAAGAUGUUCUGGGCAUGGAUCAUGAUGAGAUGGCGCAGGCUUUCAACAGCUGGAACAAGACAGAGCUGGACUCCUUUCUGAUUGAGAUCACAGCCAACAUCCUGAAAUACAGAGACACUGAUGGCACACACCUGCUGCCCAAGAUCCGCGACAGUGCUGGACAGAAGGGCACAGGAAAGUGGACGGCUAUAUCAGCCCUGGAGUAUGGCACACCUGUUACUUUGAUUGGGGAGGCUGUCUUUGCCAGAUGCCUGUCCUCUCUAAAGGAUGAGAGAGUGGAGGCCAGCCGAAGCCUCUCAGGGCCACAGGGGGUCAAAUUCAGUGGCGAUAAGGCUGCCUUCCUGGAAGACAUUAGAAAGGCCCUUUAUGCCUCCAAGAUCAUUUCCUACGCGCAGGGCUUCAUGCUGCUGCGGCAGGCAGCCGUAGAGUUCGGGUGGUCGCUCAACUACGGCGCAAUCGCUCUGAUGUGGAGAGGAGGCUGUAUCAUCCGAAGUGUUUUUCUGGGCAAAAUCAAAGAGGCAUUUGACAGGGAUGCUGCCCUGCAGAACUUGUUGUUGGACAAUUUCUUCAGUAAUGCUGUGCAAGACUGUCAGGAGUCAUGGCGUAGAACAGUCAGCGUCGGUGUCCAGCAUGGCAUCCCCAUGCCCUGUUUCACCACAGCACUGUCCUUCUAUGAUGGUUACAGACACGAGAAGCUGCCCGCCAACCUGCUCCAGGCUCAGAGGGACUACUUUGGAGCUCACACAUAUGAGCUGCUGUCGAACCCCGGUCGCUUCAUCCACACUAACUGGACAGGCCACGGUGGAAACGUCUCUUCCUCAUCAUACAAUGCUUAAGGAUGAUGCUCAUACCAGUGAAAAACACAAACAAGAUAAAAAGGUCGAGGAUAAGGGAACAUCACCUGUCAGAGAGGAUGUUAGACAUUCCACCUUUAUAACUACACCAUCAGCCCUAGAUUAUUUAUCAAGAAGUGAAAUCAUAGAUUAUGUGUGUUGAAGCCCCCCUCCUCCUCCUCGAUGUGUGCUUUGAUGGAAUGGCCAUCACAAGAGGGAAAGCAACAAGGUGCUGACUCCAUCUGGAUAUCAGACUAAUGUUCAGCUGUCAUGUUGGGCGCAGGGUUCAUGGUGUUAAUACUGGAUUAAGGUGAACCACUGUACUGUAACAGGCUAAAUAAAGAUUUCAAUCCCUUUA